AGAAAGUGAUGACCUUUGAAAGAUGGUGGUGUGUUUUAACAGAUGAACUUGAUCUCUGCAUUCAGGGAUCUGUGGAGAACAAAUUUACCACACUUCAUUAAAAACAGAUUUUCUUGUGGAUUCCCUAAAGACUGGGAACUAUUAAGAAGAAAGUGGAUCAUGUUUUUAAAAGCGGGAGAACCACAAGAUUUUCAGUGGAAGGGAAAUGACAAUGCAGCUAUUUUAGACAGCUGUUCCUCAUUAGAAAAGCCCCCUGGACAAUCAUUGCAAGAAAGUAGUUGUGAGGAAUUCAGAAACAAAACUCAAAAGAGGAAUUUUGCAUUUUCACCCUUACCUGCAGAUACAGUUCAUGGACUUGAUUCUAAUAAUGCUAUAGAUGAAAAAUGUGAUACUAACAAAUCAUUUUCUGGCAACUGA
Schistocerca serialis cubense is the source of this 417-nucleotide messenger RNA. RefSeq lists its product as uncharacterized. Bases 43 to 417 code for a protein of 124 amino acids. The transcript is spliced from 4 exons. NCBI's taxonomy places the organism in Eukaryota, Metazoa, Arthropoda, Insecta, Orthoptera, Acrididae. The record is from RefSeq and is a predicted model, not a curated record.